AGAAGCUUUCAAAGUCAAUGUUGUCAAAAUUUAUCACUGGAAAAUGUAUAAAAUAAAAUACUAAACUACAACUGAUCGUUAUUGUAUCGAUCUGAGAGGAAAGCCUUGAUUAUUCCUCUUGAUUUCACAAUGUUGGUUCCAAUUUUCACGCUAAAACUUGGCCACAAAAUUCAUCCAAGAACUACAGCUGUUGGUAAAUACGAUGGCAUUCAUCCAUGUUUGACGGGCGCUACAACUGCAGGAAAGGUUUUUAUCCACAACCCUCAUACGGGCAGCAAGAUGGGWGGAAGRGCAACAGUGAGCAAUGAUAAUGACAUCAGUUUACUGAACAUCAAUCAACAAGUUUCAGCCAUUGCUGUUGGGAGCCUGACUUCAACAAGCUGUGAUACACUGCUAGUUGGAACACCAACUAAUCUACUGGCCUAUGAUGUUGAAAAUAAUUCUGACUUAUUUUAUAGAGAUGUAGCAGAUGGUGUCAAUUCUAUCAUYGUUGGUCAACUUGGUGAAUAUGACAACCCAUUAGCGUUUGUUGGUGGAAACUGUUCCAUACAAGGCUUUGAUAUGGACGGCAAUGAUGAAUUCUGGACGGUGACAGGUGAUAAUGUUUGUUCAUUGGCUUUGUGUGACUUUAAUGGUGAUGGACAAACUGAGCUUCUUGUUGGUUCUGAGGAUUUUGAUAUCAGAAUAUUUAAAGAAGAUGAAAUGAUYGCUGAAAUGACAGAAACAGAGGCUGUUACUUCACUAUGUGCACUCAAAGGAACUUUUGACUUAGAUUCUGAUGGUGUACCAGAGUUGAUUACAGGCUGGUCAAAYGGCAAAAUUGAUGCAAGAAGUGACAAAACAGGAGAAGUCGUCUUCAAGGAUAACUUUAGCAAUGCUAUUGCUGGAAUUGUAGAGGGAGAUUACAGAAUGGAUGGGAAAUUAGAGUUAAUAUGCUGCUCUGUUGAGGGAGAAGUGAGAGGUUACCUACCAGCUUCACAAGAAUUGAAGGGCAAUCUUAUGGAUACUAACAUUGAGCAAGAUGCAUUAAGAGACUUAGCACAAAGAAAACAAAACCUUUUGCUUGAAUUGAAAAAUUAUGAAGAAAAUGCCAGGGUUGGAAAAUCAGGCUCUGAUGUCGACCAAUCACAAAUGGGAGUCAUUCCUGCCAACACUCAACUCCAGACCUCCUUGUUAGUCAACCCAGGCAGUGAACAAGUGCAACCGCAUGUUGAACUCUCAAUAUCCACAACAAACGACACCAUUAUAAGAACAGUUAUGAUAUUUGCUGAGGGAGUGUUUGAAGGAGAGUGUCAUGUUGUUCACCCAUUUCUACAACAAACAAAGCCGUCACUUCAUGUUCCUAUCUAUCCACCAAAAGAUGUUCCUGUAGACUUACAUAUAAAGGCUUUUGUGGGAUAUAAAUCAAGUUCUCAGUAUCAUGUAUUUGAGCUUACAAGACAACUACCAAGGUUCACACUAUACAUCCCAUGUCCAGAAGGCUAUGCCGAGCCUCAGUCAUCAGUAUCAUUUCAUAUCAGUGAAAGAGUUAACAGAGUUUUAAUGUGGGUCAAUCAAAACUUUUUACUAACUGAGGAAAUCCAAUCAAAAGAUAACAACCUUGAUGUCAUGUUCUUGUCGCUACGCACUGGGAACCCUGUGGUAAUGCGYAUGAAUCAAAGUGGAGAUGUUCACAUAAAAACUGACGAUAUGGAUUUUGCUGGGGAUAUCAUACAGGCCCUUGCUGGUUUCCUGGGGUUAGAGGACCUUCACACAACAGCCGACUUCCCAGCGCACAUGGAGGAACUGAGGGCUAUUUUAGUUAAAGUGGAUGAACUUCAUGCAGUAAGACAAAAACUAACAGCAGAAAUGGCAGACCAUUCUAAUCUCAUCCGUAGUUUAGUCGUGAGAGCCGAGGAUGCGAGACUGAUGGCCGAUAUGAAAAAYAUGCGCAAAGGCUACAUGGAGUUGUUUGAUUUAAACCGCGAUUUAAUCAACGGUUACCAGAUACGCUGCAACAACCACACUGAAUUGCUGGGCUGCCUAAAGRUCGUCAACCAGGCCAUACAGAAGGCGGGAAAACUCAGAGUGGGUAAAGCCAAGUCUGAGGUGGUGUCCGCGUGCAGACAAGCCAUUAAAACAAACAACGUAAACGGAUUGUUCAAAAUUAUCAAGGCUGGAACACUGUAGGAUAUUUAACUAUCUAAAGUAUUGUACAGGAAUAUAAUUAGAGGCGACUUUUCUUUUUGAUAAAUGUUUAGUAAGAACGAACUCAAAACCAUUUCAGUGCCGGAAACCAUUUAAAUGCGCUUUUCUGCAUUGAAACGCAUCAACGGCGGWGAAGCCAUUCAGUUGGCAAAGAAACCAUUUCAGUGCUGCCGGGAAACCAUUCAARUGACCCCUUCUCUUCAAGCAUGCCGCAAAGCACGACAUAUAAAAACAAAAACAUCGAAUAAUAAAUAAAAAAAGCUUACGCGUCACAAUGUACAGAACUGUACAGAAAGAUCGCUUGUAAAUAUGAGAAUGCAGUAUUUAAUAAUAAGUUAAAUUCGCAUGAAAAUAUUGAUGUAUAAUUGUUAAAUUAUGUCAAAAUAACAAUAAAAACAAACAAACAAACAAGAGUGAUGA
This is a messenger RNA of Exaiptasia diaphana, 2607 nucleotides long. RefSeq names its product Bardet-Biedl syndrome 2 protein homolog. The transcript is spliced from 18 exons. Gene Ontology annotation, cellular component: motile cilium; ciliary basal body; neuron projection. Gene Ontology annotation, biological process: non-motile cilium assembly. Bases 130 to 2169 code for a protein of 679 amino acids. The record is from RefSeq and is a predicted model, not a curated record. NCBI's taxonomy places the organism in Eukaryota, Metazoa, Cnidaria, Anthozoa, Actiniaria, Aiptasiidae.